Molecule: messenger RNA, 1834 nt
Organism: Acanthaster planci (crown-of-thorns starfish)
Lineage: Eukaryota; Metazoa; Echinodermata; Asteroidea; Valvatida; Acanthasteridae
Gene: ndufa8
Product: NADH:ubiquinone oxidoreductase subunit A8
Biological process (GO): mitochondrial electron transport, NADH to ubiquinone
Cellular component (GO): respiratory chain complex I
Source: RefSeq, a predicted model, not a curated record
AGUAGUAAAUGUUAUACAUCGCGCAUAUAUGCAUGCAGAGCACGUCAAGUCUUCUCUAUCCACAGUACAUGUAAAUGUGCAUGGAUGAUGUACUAUAGUACGCGAAGUCAACAUAGUUUCAAAGAUGCCUGAAGUAAUGCAGUUGCCUCAUGAUGAGGAGCUAAGUGUACCUGUACUUCCUUUAACAUCAUCAGCGUUAAGAGCAGGUGCUCAUCAUCUGGCAAGACAAUGUGAUAAGCCGAACAAAGAAUUUAUGCUUUGCAAGGAAGAAGAGAAAGAUCCAAGGAAAUGUCUUGAGGAGGGUCGACUGGUGACAGAGUGCACCUUCAACUUUUUCAGGCAGAUCCAGGCAUCUUGCAAUGAAUCUUUUACUGACUACUGGACUUGUCUAGACUACCGUGAGCAAAGCUUUCGAAGGUGUCGUAAGACUCAGGCAGAGUUUGACAAAUGUGUUCUUGACAAUCUUGGCUGGGUUCGACCUGAACUUGGUGAAAUCAACAAGGUGACAAUUGUCAAGACUGAGAGACCACUUCCUGAGCUAGUACCCAGGCACAAGCCAGAACCAACCUAUGUGCCUGAAAUUGAACCAGGCAGCACCCCAAUUCCCAAGCAUGGGUCCAGAUGGUUUUUCUGGUGGUAAAAAAAAAUGCAUACAUGGGUUUGAAUUUGCAGUUUUACAGUUGUUUUCCCAUUGUUAUGAUCACAGAGAAUUUGUAGCAUGAAUAGUUUCUAGGUAUUCGAAGUGACUUGAUACCUGUACCAUCUCCAUUUGAAUGUUAAUGUUGUAAAUGUGUGUAUACGGUAGAAUGAUGUAGUCUUGGAUACUUCAACCACUUAUGAAGUACAUGUUUGUACUUUGAUAUUCUAUCAUAGACAGCCCUUUCAGCUCUGGAAUGUUUCUACAACAGUUGAAUAGAAUCAUGCAGCACACAAGUACUGCAAAGUGUAGAUCUACAUGCAUGACAUGUAUAUAUACAAAGAGUAGUAUAAUUUGAAAAUGUGAGUUAUUUAAUCACAUUACCCUUUGUAAGACAGCAGAUUUCCAUGAAUCGUUCACGUACUUGCAAAUAUGGGUACUGUAGGGCAGGGAGCAAAGGUCUUUCUAAGGGGUAGAGCAAAGCAAUAUCAACAGCAAACUGAUAAACCAACAACUGUGGAAGGGGAUCAUUUUCAAUGUGUUUUUGAGCAAAUUGAUGAAUUUCAUCCAGGGGAGAAAAAGGAAGGAUGAACCCAAUGGCCCCUAACACAUAAAAUCAAGAAGAAAAUAACUUGAAAAUGUAAACAAAUUUUGCAAAAGCAUUUGUUACAAAAAUGGCUAAAGAAGCCAGAAAUUGUCUCAGACCACACCACAGAGCAUUUAUUCCCCAACCCUGCAUCACUCUGGACUUCACGCUCACAUUUGUUCUUAUCAGGGCUAUGUCCCCUCCACUUUUCAAAAUGGAUUGAUGGCCUUGGUCACAACUUAUCUCAGAUGACUAUUAAACCAAACGCUUUUUGGGGGAGUCCAUUCUAGCAACAUCUUUCUGUACGUACAUGUAUUUUAUUGAAGACAAAUAUAAGUUCUGUGUAAAAUGUAAUUUAUCAGUAAACAUAAGGAACCUACCAGUCUAGAAGAAAUCAGUUUGACUUUAUAUAAGAUAUCAGGAUCCAUUUAUGAUUAGUUUUGGGGGCAUUAAGUUGGCACAUUUACAUGUCAGUGUUGGUACUGUCUAAAUAAGAGUUGUACGCACUGUACAGAAAGAUGACAACUCUGGCGAAGCAUUUCAAUCUGUUGGAUUUUGUAGCCUUGUGAAACCAGUGGUAUAUGUGGUUAAAAAUUUAACAGUCUACGGCA